Myripristis murdjan (pinecone soldierfish) is the source of this 546-nucleotide messenger RNA. RefSeq names its product lens fiber membrane intrinsic protein-like. The transcript is spliced from 4 exons. The record is from RefSeq and is a predicted model, not a curated record. NCBI's taxonomy places the organism in Eukaryota, Metazoa, Chordata, Actinopteri, Holocentriformes, Holocentridae. Gene Ontology annotation, molecular function: structural constituent of eye lens. Gene Ontology annotation, cellular component: plasma membrane. Bases 25 to 546 code for a protein of 173 amino acids.
GCAGCCCCAUCAUCUCCGCUUAAGAUGUACAGCUUCAUGGGAGGGGGUCUGUUCUGUGCCUUCGUGGGCAACAUCCUCCUGGUGGUAUCCACUGCGACCGACUACUGGAUGCAGUAUCGCCUCUCCGGCAGCUAUGCCCACCAGGGUCUGUGGAGGUACUGCAUGUCCAACAAGUGCUACAUGCAGACGGACAGCAUCGCAUACUGGAAUGCCACCAGGGCCUUCAUGAUCCUGUCAGGGAUGUCCUGCUUUGCGGGCAUCAUCGCUGGUAUCAUGUCCUUCUCCCACUUCUCCUCCUUUGAGAGGUUCAACCGCUCCUUCGCUGCAGGAAUCAUGUUCUUUGUCUCCACUUUCUUUGUCCUGCUGGCUAUGGCCAUCUAUACUGGAGUGACUGUCAACUUCCUGGGGAGGCGCUUCGGUGACUGGCGCUUCUCCUGGUCCUACAUACUGGGCUGGGUGGCUCUGCUCAUGACUUUCUUUGCAGGGAUUUUCUACAUGUGUGCCUACAGGAUGCAUGAAUGUAGGAGAGGAGCUGGCCCACGCUAG